ACGUAUGUCGUACACGCACACAGAAACCAGCUAAUUUUAAUCCAACCUAGUCAUCAAUGUUUUCUCCUGUUACGUCAAACCGUUACCGUGUUGCCCGCUUCGUUGAUAAAUCAACAACGACGGAAUAUCAUCGAACAAUAGAAUUACUCAAUUACUUCUUACGUCUUACGCCAUUGAGAAUCGAAUUUUUUUUACAAGUACGAACAUCGACAGUACCACUGAUCCCACUGAUCUGACGAUACCGAGCUGAGUUGUAAAAAAAAAAAACAAAACGAAUCGCGACGAGUGGCCACGCUGAUACAUACUCGGUUCAUGCUUGCCUGCUGCAUCGUUCUGGCAAAGAUUUUACCCACGGUUUUGCCUCGUUGGUAAUAAACGGAAACGUCAAAAUGUCAUAACACGUCUUUCUCCUGAACUUCCUCAUUACAAAGCAUGCACUCGUCUCCAGUAUUGUAAAUAAAAAUUAUUAAAUGUUGAACAUAAUUAUGUUUCGAUCGUGAAUCGAGUCGUCCACUGGUCGUUGCUUUUGUUGUUAACCUCAAACGAAACUCGUCACUUUCAUUGCAAGAGAUAAAGUCAUGGUGGACCCAAGUACAUCUGACAACUUUACUUUCCCAUCAACUUUGUUGAAUAACUUAUCAAGUUUAUCUUGGGAAUCUACGUCUGCUUUCUACGAUGUUACAAAUGAAAGUACAACAACAGAGUUUCCAGAACAAAUUCAAACUGAAAUGUCAACAAGUGUGGUAAAUACCAGCAGAAUUACUGACAUCAUCGAAAACCUGACCAAAGCUAUUGAUGGUGCAACAAACUCUACCCAAUCUUCCCCCAUUGAUUCUACCACCAAAGGUACUAUCUGCUCUACGACGGAAGAACCAUUCGAUGAAUUUGGACCCCCUGAAGGAGUCCAGUAUAUUUUUGUUCCUUUAGGAGUUAUGAUCUUCGUUGUAAUAUUAUCUGCUGUGGUAUUGAUUAUAUCACGAAAGCGUAAAUUGGAACGAUUGAGGCACAGAUUAAUGCCAUUAUACAAUUUUGAUCCUGGCGAAGAGGGAGAAGAUGAUUGGGAAACUGAGCUGCUAGAUGAGAAUUUCGAUACUCGUCAAAAAAGACAAGGCUAUCAAUCAAUGGACACGGAGGAAAAUGCAGAACUGUUCAGCAGCCACUGAAGGAGUCGUAUUAUUUUGAACCAAAGUUAUAAUCCUUUAAAAUAGUUAUGAUCGUUAUUACUACGUAAUAGUAUUCACUUGAUAUUAAUUAUAUACAUGUGUGUACGUAGAUAUACGUACAUGUAACGAAAGAAUCCAAUCUAGUAAAGAAUCUUAUUCGUAUUAAUAGGUAGAGACGUUUAUUUGUAAGGCUGGAGCUGAAGUAAGUUUUUUAUUUGAAUAUGAGCUCUGUAAUUUAUAGACAUUUAGAAAUCUCUAAGCAAAUCACUUGCGCGUAGCCAGCACCAUUCUGUUCAUCUUAAAUUGCAACACGUGAUAUAGAUCGUAAAGUAUUUUAGCACAUAUUCAUCACACUUGACGUUGACACGUUUUUACUCAAAGCGAUUAUUAAAUAUAAUUAGUAUUAUUUCAGUUGCUUAAAGUAACGAAAAGUUUUACUUAGUAGGUACAGCAUUAACAUGUAAAUGUAUAGUAGCAUUAAUCACUGCUACGUACAAUCAGCCAAAGAUAAUCUAACUUUUAUAUUGUUCGUACAUAUAUUGCAAUAUUAUGAAUAUCGAAGAAUACAGCGUUGGCACUGUAUGAAUAAAAACUAUCUAGUCCAUAGCAUGUAAUAUAGUGAAAUCAAAUGUAAACGAUAUCUGAUUGCCUAUUUCAAGUAAAUCAAUUUCAGUAUUAUCUAUUAAUAGUUUAUAGCCCACAUUAAUUAUGUAACUUACGUAUCCUAUUAUGCCUACUUAUUUUUGCAUAAUAAAAUGCACAAAUGAUUUCCCCUAGUUAUUCUCUGUAGUUAAUUCCUGCAUGCAAAUCCUUAUGCAAUUCAUUAAUUAGGUACACAGGUCGAAUAUAAACUCCUUAACACAAAGAACGGUGAGGACUCCUAAAAAGAAAUAAAUUAUUACAAAUUAUUUUGUUUAUAGUUUAUUUAAUACAAAUUUGACAUUCACACAAUGUAUGUUUAAUCAGAAAUAAGAUUUCGUUUGACAUUGUAGCAAUACUUUCUACAUCUUUUCACAUGGAAAGUACUCCACCAGGUUUACGGAUAUUUAGUGAUUACGAAGUUAGUUGCUUCUUAUAUUUCGGAGCAGAGCCAUUUUUACUUAUAAUAUCAAUAUAUAGAAGUGCCAUAAGGUAAUAUAAUCGUAUUUGAAGAUACUAAAAACCAUUGUUUAAAAAUGAAAUUGGGUCGUACAGUACAGAUGAACCCGGGCUUGGAUGCCUAAAGUCUUAAAUGUUUGUUCACAUUUUCAAUAUUUAGUAAUAAAUCAAAACGUGU
Neodiprion fabricii is the source of this 2439-nucleotide messenger RNA. RefSeq lists its product as uncharacterized. NCBI's taxonomy places the organism in Eukaryota, Metazoa, Arthropoda, Insecta, Hymenoptera, Diprionidae. The record is from RefSeq and is a predicted model, not a curated record. The transcript has 4 exons. The coding region runs from base 579 to 1163 and encodes 194 amino acids.